AUGAAUGACCAGACGGAUAACCUGCUGACGUUUAGCUCGUAUGAAGAAUACAUAAAAACGAAAAUCACUCCCACGGAUUUGUAUUAUCUCGAAGAUGAACAACUAGUGUUCGAAAUAUUCUCGCUGGGACUGAAAAGCAAAGGCGUGUUAAGCUUCGAAGACUUUAACAGCAUUUAUCAUAAAAAAAAAAUAAAAGAGGAAAAGGAGCGAACAUCGGAAGAAAAAGAAAAAGAAAAUGCCAUAAUAUACGACAUGAAUUCGUUAGGUGAUAAUACAAAGGACUUUUUUUAUGUAAUAAAUUGCCAUUUGCACUUUUGUAAAGAAAAAAAAAUUUGCACUAUCUUGUUUAUUCGAUAUGUGAAUAAAAAUAAAUCGGAAAUAAGUUCAUAUAUAGACAUUAACAAUGACAAGGUUAGACAGAAAAUUAAUCAAAAAAAAUAUAUCUAUGGGAGUAAAAAAGAUUUAGCUUACUACAACUGGCAUAACAAUUAUAGCUGUACGAAUAACAGCGAAAAUUUCGAAAUAGUAGUGAACAAAAGAAUUGGUCUCAUUUUUAAGUAUACAAGCAGCGGGAAAUAUUUUAUUUUGAAUUCUACCCAAAAGACUAAGAUUUGUCUGAAUGAUAAUGUAAGUGAAUGUCGUUCUCCUCUCGGUAUGGAUUUAAGGGAAAAUAAUAAAACAAUAACCUUGUGUGAACAAGUUGAAAGGUUGGAAAUUCGUGACAAGAACUAUUUGCAGUGUGUGCUUUACACCUUGCGUUUGUAG
This is a messenger RNA of Plasmodium gonderi, 765 nucleotides long. RefSeq names its product conserved protein, unknown function. The coding region runs from base 1 to 765 and encodes 254 amino acids. Lineage: Eukaryota; Apicomplexa; Aconoidasida; Haemosporida; Plasmodiidae. The record is from RefSeq and is a predicted model, not a curated record. The transcript has 2 exons.